AAAUGCAAACUGGGCAGAGACAUUGUUAGCGUUGCUCUCUAAGCAUUAGCUUUUCUCGCAGUCUGUCUGGUGCUCUCUGCGGGGAGGAAGUGAUGCAGGGAAAAUUCUCUUAAUGUCCACUCAAUGACUAAAGGGGAAACACAAAGAAACUGUAAGCCUUUCGUACUGGUUCAUCUGAGUUUUGGGAUUUAGCAGUGGAUUUGAAGUAAAAGGCAGUUGUUUGGGGUGGUUGUUUGCCAACCAGCGAGAUCACAAACUACAUCUACAUGUGGGCGAACGACACACCUGUAUCACAUUCAGCUCAAGGUGACAAGAUGCGGUGUGUCUUCCAGCAUUGCAGAUGUUAAGGUCUCUACAAUGGAGCAGAAAAAGAUGACCCCUUCCUCUAGAGUGGUCAAUGCAUUUUGAGGAAGUGUCUAUUUGGUGACACCGUGUGACUAUUGGGACUCCUCGGUAACAGGUCCAGAGGGCAUGUUGAGACAUCUCACCGGGCCAGAGAAGAGGCGUCUAGGGGGGGCAGACGGGGCCUGAAGGAGGGCAGGACCAGACUGCGAGGACCAGAUAGAGAGACAUGGGCCAGUGCGUCACCAAGUGUAAGAACCCAUCGUCCUCGCUCGGCAGCAAGAGUGGCGACAAAGAACCCGGGUCCAAGUCCCAACCCAGGAAAGGUGUGGGCACCGGAGGCAGGGGAAUAGGGCACAAGGAGGAGCACAGUGCCCCAUCCAGCAAGGCCUCCAGCGAGCCCAUAUUCAACGGCACCAAGGCAUCAGACAUGGAUGUCACCGUGGAGACCGCUAUGACUCCAGUCUCCACCAUGAUGGGGGAACAGAGGAAAGAGGAGCGGCCGGCAGACGGGGAGGGCCCGUCCUUGCUGCGCAUCGAGGAGCUCUUCCGCCACUACAAGGACCCGCAGGAGGACGCCAUCUUGGAGGAGGGCAUGGAGAGGUUCUGCAACGACCUGUGCGUGGACCCCGCCGAGUUCCGUGUGCUGGUCCUCGCCUGGAAGUUUCAGGCGGCCACAAUGUGCAAGUUUACCAGGAAGGAGUUUGUGGACGGCUGCCGGGCGAUCCAAGCCGACAGUCUGGAGGGCAUCUUCUCUCGCUUCCCCUGCAUGCUGCUGGAGGCGCAAGGGGAGGAGAGCUUCAAGGACUUGUACCGCUUCACCUUCCAGUUUGGCCUGGACGCCGACGAGGGCCAGCGUUCGCUGCAGCGCGACAUUGCCAUCGCCCUGUGGCGCCUGGUCUUCACGCAGGACACGCCAGCCAUCCUGGAGCGCUGGUUAGACUUCCUGGACGAUAACCCGUCAGGUGUGCGGGGAAUCUCGCGGGACACCUGGAACAUGUUCCUGAAUUUCACCCAGGCCAUCGGGCCGGACCUCAGCAACUACAGUGAGGACGAGGCCUGGCCCAGCCUGUUCGACACCUUCGUGGAGUGGGAGAUGGAGCACAGGAAAAAGGAGGAGCAGGAGGAGCUGUUGAAGAGGGCGGUGGAGGAGGAGGAAAGGGGACGCACUAAGACUGACGAGAGCCUUCCCUCCAGCACAGACAGACUUGAAACAGAGGGAGGACGGGGCUCACAGACCUUGGGUGACCACUGACUAAUGGACUACGGAAUUUUGGGAGGGGUGGGCAGGGUCUGACCUAAACGUGAACUGUACAUCUGUGAAUCAUUGGAUGACAAACUAGUAUUACCAUGACCGUUUUUCCUCUCCCUUUCAGUUGGAUUGGAGGGUCCCUUGCACCCUGCUUUAUUUCUGGUUUGUGAAAGGGCUCUAAGAACUUUUAUUGUUUCAUGCACUUCUAUUUAAGUUAUUUUUAUUCUUUUAAAUUAGUCAUUUGAACAUGUGGUCCAUUUUUGAAUCUUUCCCCACUCACCCUAAACUUGCAAAGAAAGCUCAGUAUAUACUUUUUUGUUGUUUUAAAGCAGGCGCCUGUAAGCUAUACAAGUUUCCAAGGCUCUUUUUACAGCAGCUUAGAUUGGCCUGGAAACACUGUUAAUUGGACAUCUUAACCAAAUACCUAGGCCUGAAAUAAUCAUAUUGCAUUAAGAAGGGAAAUUGGGACAAUCAAUUUUGUCCUUAAAUGACACCUUUUUACUAGAACUUCAGCUUUACCUUUUGGACUCAGUGAAAUUAACUUGAUUCAAAUUAUUUUUCUUUUUUAAUCAAAAAGCUUUUACAGAAUUUGUGUGGAUGAAUUAGGUUGAAGCAUGGACUUAUUUAAAGGGUUCUAUCCUGAGCCUAUAUAUCUAUUGCCAUGAUUUUUUGAAGAUGUGAUUGUACUUGAGUUUGCAUUUUGUCCUUCAAAUGAAAAAUCGAAGUGACAGUGAAAUGACCGAUUCCUUAACUAUUUUAAUUAAUAUUUAUCUAAAUAAAAAAAAUUGGUUUAGGCUGUAUACCAAUAUUCCUUUUCAAAUGUGUUGAUUUCUUGGAACAUGAUCCUGCCCUUUUUACCUUUUUUGUGCAGUAUAAUUAAUGAAAAUUUGCUGAGUGCCCUAGGCUGUGAUAGCGUCUUUGCUUAUGCUAACAACCAGGGUUUGAAUAGAUUUUAUUCCAUGGCCUCUGUCCCUUUAGUGUUCACAGAUCGCAAAAGACUGGAAACAUGCUAACAAGAUGGAAUUUGCCGCACUAAGGGAUUUGGAGCUUCUGCUUUAAGUUAAAGCUUGCACACCUAGUGUUUUUCCAGUCUGUGCACACCCGAGGGUAGGUGGGGUUAUGGCUUGGCCAUGGUCUUGUGCAUACACAGAUUUACUGUACCUGCGCCACAUUCAGGUCUGUUGGGUUGGGGAGCGUAACAUAAAGCUUUUGUAAUGUUUACCUUACCAAACUAAGCAAUCUUACACAAUUGGACAGCUAUUCGCUCUAGGUUUGUGGGCAUGUCAAGAGUUUGUGUGUGGGCUGGUAGUGAUGGUUGUGUUAAAUGCACAAAACAUAACAACCCUCCUAGUUGCCAUGCUUGAAAUGCUCUUGUUUGUGUCUGCAGCACUUUGUUUGAAAUAAUUCCAAACUGUUGAAUGAUCUCGAACGUAGCCCAGGCCAUCUUGUGACUGGAUGAUUGUUAACCAGGUCUAUUGGCUUAUUUUGACUCUCCAUAACUGGGUUUUGAAAGUUCAGGAGGGUGCCUGUUGUGAGGUUUACAUUGACAAUGGUUUCAUUUCAGAGCCCUUUGCCCUUUUUAUAUAAAAUACAUUGAUUUGUAAUGAAUAAAACAGUGUUCAACUUU
This is a messenger RNA of Esox lucius (northern pike), 3221 nucleotides long. It is a transcript of the gene dcun1d3, whose product is annotated as defective in cullin neddylation 1 domain containing 3. Gene Ontology annotation, cellular component: ubiquitin ligase complex. Lineage: Eukaryota; Metazoa; Chordata; Actinopteri; Esociformes; Esocidae. Gene Ontology annotation, biological process: positive regulation of ubiquitin-protein transferase activity; protein neddylation. Gene Ontology annotation, molecular function: cullin family protein binding; ubiquitin-like protein binding; ubiquitin conjugating enzyme binding. The record is from RefSeq and is a predicted model, not a curated record. Bases 572 to 1597 code for a protein of 341 amino acids. The transcript has 4 exons.